AUGGCACUGGUGGGGCACGAAGAGCUAUCACGCCGCAUUGACACCUUCCUCAAUGGGGCACGCAUGGGAGAUGCCAGCCGCCACCUCGUGCUUCGGGGUGGCUCUGGUACGGGGCGCACCAGUCUAUUAGCAGCCGUCACACAGCGCUGGGCUCACCGCCUCGAUGUCGUGUCCUGGGUCACGAAAUUCGGGAUCUCCCGGAUGCCCUUUGCUGGACUGCGCCAGCUGCUGCUCUUUCGAAAUAACCAGCAAUCGUGCUCAUUACCAAUGUCGACCCCUUUGGGUGCCCCACCGUCUCUUGCGCGUCUGGUGAACGCCUGUAAUACGGCGCAAGAUGCAACAGCAUCUGGCAACGCGGUGAUGACAGAUGUGGGCGAUGCGGACGCUGCGCGUGCCCGGAAGCAUUCCGCUUCGCUUCUCAUCCCCCCUCGCGCAGCAUACUGCGAUUUUGCAGUCACGCUCUUGCGAAACACGGUUGUGCUCAUCGAUGACUUUGACCAAAUGGACCCUGAUAGCCGCGAUGUGCUUUUGCACUUGGCGGCAACACGGGCUGUGCUGGCGCUUGUGGUCACGGUCCUGCCCCAUGUGCCCGUGCUCCCGCCAGGCAUUCCAUCGCAGCUGCUGGCAACGACAGAGCUCAUCUUGCGUCCACUCACCACCGAGCAGCUUGGUCGACUGGCCUGUUGUCAGCUCAACCUGAAGGUCCUGCCGCCGACCAUGCAUGAACUGCUACACACACACGGGCGCGGAAAUCCUCUCUUUUGUGUAAGCAUUUUGAAGUUGUUGCAGCAGGCCAAGGCACAGCACCACUUUGAUCAGGCUGGCGGCGAUUGGCUAUCCUUACUUCACGUCGGCAAGCCUGGAGCAAGUGUUGCUCUGGCGGCUCACCAAGUGUUGCAGCAGGUUCACUUGGGCUGCCUGCCCGCGGCGGCCAUGCAUGUACUCAAGUGCUCGGCCGUGGUGGGCCCUGUGUUCACCGCUCAAGAUCUGAUAGACUUGGGCCAUGCUGGGACGAGUUCAGCUCACAAGCUCUUUGAACUUUUGCAUGUGCUCCAAGAUGCUGCGUUGAUUCAAGCCCUUCCAGGGCCCGCUUCGGCUGCUACGUUUGCUUUUUGCCACGCUUCGACCCGUAGCUUUGUGCUCAAGCAGUGGCCCAUCAUUCUGCGUCAGCGCUUGCAUGCACAAGUGGCAAGCCUGUGGGAAAGUCAGCUUAAGGCAGGUGUGGCGCGUGGGCUCUUGCGCCCUGAUGACCGGCUGGAAAGGCUCUACCGCAUCUCAGAUCAAUGGGAGAGUGCCGGACAGACUCAGUCCAUGUAUAUGACAUGGCUGUCGAUUGCCGAGGAGCAUUUUCAUGAUGGCGACCACUACAGUGGGAUCAAGACACUUGAGGCGCUCAUUGCACCUGAAUCAACUCUUGUGCAGCCUCUGCGCAGAUGCGUUGAGGUCCUGCUUCACAACCACGCUCAAGCUCAGUGA
Monosiga brevicollis MX1 is the source of this 1476-nucleotide messenger RNA. RefSeq lists its product as uncharacterized. The transcript has a single exon. Gene Ontology annotation, cellular component: cytoplasm. The coding region runs from base 1 to 1476 and encodes 491 amino acids. Lineage: Eukaryota; Choanoflagellata; Craspedida; Salpingoecidae. The record is from RefSeq and is a predicted model, not a curated record. Gene Ontology annotation, molecular function: adenylate cyclase activity.